AUGUCACAACCUGAUCAUAAUAUGGAGGGGCACGAGAUUAAGAUGGAGGGUGAUGAGACUAAGAUGGAGGGACAUGAGGCUAUGAUGAAGGACGAAAAGCAAGACAUCAUCCUUUCCGAGGAGUCCGCCCAAAUUCAAGACGAUGAUAAUGCAUCGGGUUUCGAGACAAGGGCCCAGCGGAUGCAGCACAUGCCAAAAGUCAUCUCUUUGCAAAUCCCACCAAAUGGUUCAGAUCGUCAAGGUGGCGCGGACUUUUGGUACUGUCCCCAAAAUGAAUGCCGCGAGAAGUUCAGCAAUGCAAAGGACCGCAACGACCAUGCUCAUUGGAACCAUGGCUGGUGCUGGAAGUGCAGCAUCGAGUUCAAGACCCAAAAGGCUUUGCAACUGUCCUGCGUCCCCAGCUGCUCUGGAAAGUUCGAAAAGUCAUCCGAGCUACUCGCCCACCUAGAAGGUCAAGAAUGCACCGCGGCUGCUACCAAGGGUGUUCACGAACAUGGAAUCGCCCAUUUGAUCCUCCUCGAUUACGCUCGUGACUUCACCAACGAAGAGAAAAUCUACCUUGCCAGUCUUGAAAUGAAAGCAAUCGUCCUCCCCAAGGAAACAAUCUGGCUUGUCGACCCACUUGGCAAGUUCUUCGACGUCAUCACUAACAGCAACAAGAUGAAAAAAAUCAGCGCGCAGUCACACUUAAUAUAUACCUGGAAGAUCCAAGGGGAUGACUUUGAUGACAUCUCUGGGGAUUCUAAGUAUACUUGUCUCGCCUGUGGUGAGAAGUUUGUUCGACCGCGUAAUUUCCAUGAUCACAUUCGUGGGGUCGAAAAGAAGAAGAAGCGAGCGUCUACUGCUAAUUUUGAGGCCACACAGGCUGCUUUGACGGUUUGGAAGUGUGAAGGUUGUGAAGCUAUCUUCAAGGUUUUGAGUGGAUUAACCGGUCAUUAUGAGGGUGGGUGCAAAAAGAUCGCGGAGGAGAUGAGGGCCUUGAGGAAGGAGAAGGAGCAUUGGAACGAACUGGAUGAAGCAAUGAGGAAGGAGAUGGAGGAAGAUGGAGACGGGGGGGUCGUUGUUUUGGAUUAUAAGGAGUUGACUAGUGUUACCUACGAGGAUGGCUCUGAUGAUGAGGAUGACGCUCAGGAUGAGGAUGAGAAGUGGACGAUAAAAUGGGACCCGAAUGAGAGUGAAGACGAGGAACUCUCAGACUUGGUGGGAUUAAAAGAGGAAACAGGUAACUCUGUAGCCAGUUCCGAGGAUUCGAAGGGAGAGUAUACUGGAGGUAAACCAGUUGGGUUGGAGAAUUUGAUCACGAGUAUGGGAAUUGUGCCCGCAGAGGAGAGUUCUGAUGAAGAAGAUUGGAGUGAUUAA
Messenger RNA from Orbilia oligospora ATCC 24927, 1359 nucleotides. RefSeq lists its product as uncharacterized. Lineage: Eukaryota; Fungi; Ascomycota; Orbiliomycetes; Orbiliales; Orbiliaceae. Bases 1 to 1359 code for a protein of 452 amino acids. The transcript has 2 exons. The record is from RefSeq and is a predicted model, not a curated record.